Molecule: messenger RNA, 1362 nt
Organism: Symbiodinium necroappetens
Lineage: Eukaryota; Dinophyceae; Suessiales; Symbiodiniaceae
Source: the annotation of a GenBank genome assembly
AUGGCUCCUCAGCCCGCUGAGAACGGCUACUCGGGUUUCGAAGAUUCCGAAACCGGCGACUUCGAUCAGGAGUCAGAAGAUGACCAGCGCAGGUCUUGCUGUGCAUCGCCGGUACCCUUGGCACACAGGGAAACGCCGCGCUUCACCAAUGUAGGCUUGAUCGGGGAGACGUCCCACGACGGGGCCGAGCACGUGACGGAUGAGGUCUUCAAUGCUGCAUCACACCUUAUGGGAGGGAUGCUCUCCGUUCUCGGCUCGGCUGUCCUAAUCACCGGUGCAGCAGCCAACUCGAACCCAUGGGGCGUCAUCUCGUUUUCCUUGUACGGCGCCUCGCUGAUGUUCUUGUUUUUCGCCAGCUUUGCGCACCACGCGAUCAAAGGGCCGAAGCCACUCAUGGACCUCCUGCGCACUCUGGACUAUGUGGCUAUCUAUUUCUUAAUCCCUGGAACGAUGGUCCCGGUUUGCUUCGUGUGCCUCCACGACACCUGGGUCGGCUGGGUGUUCUUCGGAACCACCUGGGGAAUUGCCUUUUUGGGAGUCUGGUUCCAAUCCUUCUGUCCGCUUGAGUUCCCAAUGUGGGCGAGUAUGACCAUGUACGUCACCCUCGGCUGGUUCGGUGCCUUCCUGGCCAUCCCUGCCUACAAGUGCAUAACCUUCGGAGGCGCGCUGCUGCUGCUGCUCGGGGGUCUGUCCUACACCUUCGGAGGUGUCAUCUUCACCAUGCAAUGUCCGAACCCAAUCAAGGGAAAAUUCGGCUUCCACGAGAUCUGGCAUGUUUUCGUUCUUGUCGGAGCCGCAUUUCACUACGCUUGCAUGCUCUUCUACGUGUUCCCCCACGUGAAAUCCGGUUGUGAGACGCCCAUGGGCAGCGUUUGGUCCCAUCUAUGGGAGCCCCAGUGUGGUCAAGGUCACUCUCUGCUCGGUGGAGAUGACGAGUCUUCGCUGAAUGCCAGGUAUGACAUGGACCUCUUUCCUCAGAAAAUCGGCGAGGGGCAGUUUUCGAAGGCGUACGUCUGCUGGAGUAAGGAGGACUCUUCUCAGCGCUACGCCUUGAAGGUCUUCACGCCGGAUGAGGGCGCCGAGCAUGCCACAAACGAGAUCCGGGUGCUCCUCUUGCUGGGCCAGCACCCUCGAAUCAUUCGUCUCGUUGACCUCCACAACGAGGAAUCUCGAAACAUGCGCCUGGUGCUGGAGCUCUGUGCAGGCGGCCAGCUCUUCGAUCGCUUGGUGUCUCGUGGCCGAUACAAGGCAGAGCCCUGCGUCACACUUGAAAGCGCCCGCGUUAAGCCGCCAGCCUCCGCUGGCCUUCGGCUUCAGGCGGCGAAGGCUGCUUGCGUCGUCCAGGAGAUUUUGGAGGCUUAA